This is a messenger RNA of Galleria mellonella (greater wax moth), 1490 nucleotides long. RefSeq lists its product as uncharacterized. The transcript has 3 exons. The record is from RefSeq and is a predicted model, not a curated record. Bases 1 to 1218 code for a protein of 405 amino acids. Lineage: Eukaryota; Metazoa; Arthropoda; Insecta; Lepidoptera; Pyralidae.
AUGAAAUUGUUAUUGGUAUCACUCAUUGUUGCUUUCAUAGAAGCAAGAAAGGAAAGAGCAGAACAUUUAUAUUCAGCUCCUGUUCCAGAAAUACCUAUUAAUAUAAAACAAUCUAAUAUACCUGUACUUUUUGAUCACAUAUAUAAAGAGGGAUUCGAAGAUCCCAUGACGAAUCUUAAGCAACCACUUGACGUCCUUGAACUCACUCUGCAAACACCGAAAACAAGAGACGAAAAGCAAAAGUAUUUACAGAUUAUAUCACCAAAAAAUAUUAUACCAUUGAAGAAAGAACCUGUGCAUUUUUUAAGUCCCAAAGAUGAAUUUAUUUAUCAUCGUAUAUCUAAAAAACAUCGUGAGUAUGACAAGAAAUUGGAUGAAACAGUCAGAAAUAAGUCACAUAUAGACGAUACGCCAAAAUUCUUUAACUUUGAAUAUUUACAAACAAAAAAUAUGAACUCUCAACCCAAAAAACCAUCUGUUAACAAGCUAGUGGAGAAACCAGUUUCAAGUCAUUUAGCAGAACAUGACUAUAGUAGAUCAAAAAUGGGAUAUUUUUUAAGAGACAAAUUUGAUAUGCGGUAUAAAGGUGACAGAUUGAACUGGACGACUUGCGAUCAGUUUGGUUAUGACAUUCACUUUCAUCCCAAAGAUAUCGUCGACUUAGAUUGGGUGCCGUUUUUUACAUGGUCAUCGAAACCUUAUGUGCUUGCUGUUGCACAUAAAUUCUCUUAUCCUACAGCAAAGAUUGUGAAAGUAUUUAAAAAUCAAUAUGGACCAUAUUUGGACAAAAGUAUAAAUUGGAAUGAACCCAAAUUAUUAUUGAAAGAAAAUAGAGAUAUUUUGCUGGUAUCUCUAAACCGAAAGGGAACGUUUUAUGCAAUACCCAGUCAGGGAUUAUCUAGUGGUAAACGAAAAAAUCUGCCAGUAAUAAAAAUCCAGUUAAAGAUUGUAGAUCCAUACUUAGUAAUGAUGUAUUGUGAUGACCACUACACUACCAUCAUGGCUAUAUCAGGAGAUGAACCACUCAAUGACUUCGAAAAGAAAACAGAAGCUGCCAAGUUAAAUAUCUCUGGUAUAGGGUAUCCAGUCUCAAGAGAUAUCAAAGCUGAAGCACAGAAAUUUGCUAUGGAAAAAGAACAGAAGCUAAUGGAGGAAAACAUGAGAUAUAUAAGACCUAAAGAAGGUGUUUCUUUGCCGAAAGAAAGAUUUUUUAAAUAAUUGAUAAUUAGAAGACUUUAUGUAGGACUGUCUUAAGGAUGAUUCCAAUCGUUAAUCUAGUAGAAACUAGAUUAACGAUUGAAAUCAUAAGACAGUGGACAAUCCCUGGCACCAUUUAAUAGAAUACAGUCUAAGAACGAAAUUUUAUGUUCUAUUAGGUAGAUUGAAAAUAUGUUUAUGGUGUCUGUAGAUAUACGACUACAUUAUAAUGCUAAUGAAACGUAGUUAUAUAAUUGUAAGCUAUAACGUCACGGUAGAGUAUUCAUUUGUCU